This is a messenger RNA of Ostrinia furnacalis (Asian corn borer), 1113 nucleotides long. RefSeq names its product Dmc1 homolog (gene Dmc1). Gene Ontology annotation, biological process: DNA repair; mitotic recombination; DNA recombinase assembly. The transcript has 5 exons. Lineage: Eukaryota; Metazoa; Arthropoda; Insecta; Lepidoptera; Crambidae. The coding region runs from base 21 to 1040 and encodes 339 amino acids. Gene Ontology annotation, molecular function: ATP binding; double-stranded DNA binding; single-stranded DNA binding. The record is from RefSeq and is a predicted model, not a curated record. Gene Ontology annotation, cellular component: nucleus; condensed nuclear chromosome.
UAAUAAAAUUCGUAAGCAUUAUGCUUGAACAAGCUUUAGAUGAUAAUGUUUCGGAAAACGACGAAGAGGAAAGUUUCUUUCAAGAUGUUGAUAUUUUACAAAAACAUGGCAUAAACGUUGCGGACAUAAAAAAAUUAAAAGCUGCAGGAAUAUGUACCAUCAAAGGUAUCCAAAUGUCCACGAAGAAAAAAUUAAAUAAUAUUAAAGGUUUUUCUGAAACAAAAGUAGAAAAAAUAAAAGAGGCGUGUCAAAAAGUUGCUGCUUUAGGUUUCAUGACUGCUCUAGAAGUAAGUGACCGAAGAAAACAAGUAUUCAAAAUAAGUACUGGAAGCAACGAAUUAGAUAGACUACUAGCUGGUGGCAUCGAAUCAAUGGCGAUCACUGAAGUAUUUGGUGAAUUUCGGACAGGGAAAACCCAGAUUUCUCACACAUUGUGCGUUACUACACAAAUACCAAAUUCCUCCGGCUACCACGGAGGAAAAGUCAUGUUUCUCGAUACAGAACACACUUUCCGACCAGACAGAUUGAGACCGAUUGCCGACAGAUUUAACUUGGACCAGAAUGCUGUUUUGGAUAACGUACUCUACGCUAGAGCCUACACUUCUGAGCACCAGGCAGAACUUUUAGACUAUGUAGCAGCGAAGUUCCACGAAGAAGCAGGAGUGUUCAAACUGCUCAUCAUCGACUCCGUCAUGGCUCUCUUCAGGGUUGACUUCUCGGGCCGAGGUGAGCUCGCUGACAGACAGCAGAAGCUGGCUCAAGUUCUGUCUAGGCUGCAGAAGAUCUCUGAAGAAUACAACGUUGCUGUGUUCAUAACAAAUCAAAUGACGGCUGAUCCUGGAGCGACUCUGACCUUUCAAGCUGACCCAAAAAAACCCAUUGGCGGAAAUAUACUUGCGCAUGCUUCGACAACCAGAAUAGCUUUGAGGAAAGGGCGUGGAGAGAACCGAAUUGCUAAGAUAUACGACUCCCCAGAUUUGCCUGAAAGUGAAGCUACUUUUGCCAUAACCAACGGAGGAGUUGCCGAUGCAAAAGAUUAAUUUAUUAAUGUAAUUUAAAUAAACUUUGAUUUUGUUUUCUUAUUUCAUUAUUUAAAAUUAAAACUACCUCUAC